Molecule: messenger RNA, 1160 nt
Organism: Lathyrus oleraceus (garden pea)
Lineage: Eukaryota; Viridiplantae; Streptophyta; Magnoliopsida; Fabales; Fabaceae
Product: 2-C-methyl-D-erythritol 2,4-cyclodiphosphate synthase, chloroplastic
Exons: 3
Coding region: 123-815 (230 amino acids)
Biological process (GO): terpenoid biosynthetic process
Molecular function (GO): 2-C-methyl-D-erythritol 2,4-cyclodiphosphate synthase activity
Source: RefSeq, a predicted model, not a curated record
AAAAGAAAAACGACAGAAUAUACCAAAUUCUGUGCCGCUCAAACAAUUCAUAAACGACAGUGUCUGAAGUCAAAAAAUUUGUAACUUGUCACCGUUUCACAGUCUCCUUAAUUUCAACAACUAUGGCUGCAUCUGCAUCUUCUUUAACAGCACUUUCCUUCUCCUUCCCAUUCAUAACAUCUACCAAAUCUUCUCUCCCAGUUCCAUUCUCUUGCUCUUUUCCUCGCAAUCUCCAUCUCAAAUCACCACGAAUCGUCUCAGUCUCCGGAGCUGCAACUCCCACCACCUCCGUUGAAAUUGAUAAAUCCCCAAUCUCCGCCACUCCUAACAAGGUUCUUCCGUUUCGGGUUGGGCACGGGUUUGACCUUCAUCGAUUGGAACCCGGUUAUCCCUUAAUUAUUGGUGGAAUUAACAUACCUCAUGAUAGAGGUUGCGAGGCUCAUUCUGAUGGGGAUGUUCUGCUUCACUGCGUGGUUGAUGCAAUUUUAGGCGCUUUAGGUCUUCCUGAUAUAGGACAGAUUUUUCCUGAUAAUGAUCCUAAGUGGAAGGGUUGUGACUCUUCCGUGUUCGUCCAUGAAUCUGUCAGGCUUAUGCAUGAGGCUGGUUAUGAUAUCGGAAAUUUAGAUGCUACAUUGAUACUUCAGAGGCCGAAACUAAGCCCACACAAGGAUGCUAUCAAGGCCAACUUAUCCGCAUUGCUUGGAGUUGACUCAUCUGUGGUAAAUAUAAAGGCAAAAACUCAUGAAAAGGUUGAUAGCCUUGGAGAAAAUAGAAGUAUAGCAGCUCACACAGUUGUUCUUCUAAUGAAGAAAUGAUGGUAGAAUCUGGAAAUAUUACGAGGUACAUGAAAGAAUAAUGAUUUCAUAAAAUCACGGAAAAUUUAAUAAAUUAUGCUUUAUUGGCUGCUUGUAUACUGGGUUUUUGAUAGAACAUUAUAGCGGAAGUUGAUUCUUAUAGCAUGCUCCACUCAUUGGGAUAAUGCUUGAUUGUUUUUGUUGUAUGCUUUAUUGGCUACUUGUGUACUACCGUGCCGUGUUUAUACAAAAUCUUAAUAGAUCAUUUGGACUGCUAAUCAUUUGUGUAACUCUUUUUUCAGAACUUGUAACUAAUUUGGUUUAUGUGUGUAUCUUUGCUUUAAUGCUUGUAAGAAUUUGCGUUCA